Messenger RNA from Nerophis lumbriciformis (worm pipefish), 2130 nucleotides. Lineage: Eukaryota; Metazoa; Chordata; Actinopteri; Syngnathiformes; Syngnathidae. The record is from RefSeq and is a predicted model, not a curated record.
AUGGCGUCAAUACCCGGCCAGCUUCGAGAAGAGCGCUCCUCCCCGAGUCCUAAACGGGACGCACCGGGCCUCUCAGGCCCCCUCAAGCCGAACCAAGUGAGCGAGACCUCCCUUUACGGGGUCCCCAUCGUCUCUCUGGUCAUAGACGGGAGGGAAAGACUGUGCCUGGCCCAGAUCUCCAACACGCUUCUGAAGAACUACAGCUAUAACGAGAUCCACAACCGCAGGGUAGCGUUGGGUAUCACCUGCGUCCAGUGCACCCCCGUCCAGCUUGAGCUCCUGCGACGCGCCGGCGCCAUGCCCAUCUCGUCCAGACGCUGCGGCAUGAUCACCAAGCGAGAGGCCGAGCGACUGUGCAAGUCUUUCCUGGGGGCGCACAGCCCCCCGAAGCUGCCCGAGAAUUUCGCCUUCGACGUGUCACACGAAUGCGCGUGGGGCUGCCGGGGCAGCUUCAUCCCGGCCAGAUACAACAGCUCCAGGGCCAAAUGCAUUAAGUGCACCUUUUGCAACAUGUAUUUCUCCCCCAAUAAAUUCAUUUUCCACUCGCAUCGCACCCCGGAGUCCAAGUACCUGCAGCCGGACGCGGCCAACUUCAACUCGUGGAGACGCCACCUCAAGCUGACUGAAAAGAAGCCCUCGGAUGACAUCAACCACGCGUGGGAGGAUGUCAAAGCCAUGUUUAACGGGGGAAGCAGAAAGAGGACCCUUCCGAUGGGGAGCUCGGGAGAGCGCUCGCCCGUCAAAGCGCAAAUUUCCUCCGCGCUCGGCCGCACCUCUUCACCGGAAGUCCCGCGCAAAACUUUACGUUGCGACGAGGAUCAAGGGAGCAAUAACAUCACUUUGGCGAGCAGCGCGAGGAGCUUCCCCCUUAUCCCGGUGCCUAGUAAAAACUUUGGCAUGCUCCAAAAAAUCCCUCCACCCUUAUUCCCACACCACCCGUACAGUUUCAGCUACGGCUUGUGUCCGAAAAAAAGCGACGGCUUGCCGGAUGUGACGAAAGCAAACGUGCCCAGUGUGUUUUGGCCUGCCGCCAAGGACGCCCUUUACCCCGCUUUCCCCGUGUUUUGGCCCACGGCGAGCAGCCUCCCCAUGCCGCCCUACCCGGCCUCCCCGCCCAAAGCUCCGGAGAUGCCCGGGGUCCGCCAGACCGACCUCGACCUAUCAGACCAAAGCGAAAGGAGUGCAAACACCCCCAAAGAGGCUCAACACCAGCAGCAAGAAGCAGGGGAGCGAUGUCCCAGUUCAUCCGGCAACGACGACAGGUCCGGUGAUGAGAUCCCGCAUCGGAAAAUCAGCUACAUCUCCGCUUUCAGACCUGUGGUCAAAGACACAGAGACCAUCGCUAAAUUGUACGGGACCCGGGAGGGCUUCGGCGUGAGGCCCGGCUACCUUUCACCGGACUUUGUCAGCGAGACCUCCAGCUAUAGGUCCAUGUCCCCGGACAGAGACACCGUGGGGGACGAGGACGACGACCCCGACGUGGAUGUAGAAUCCAACAAGGGGGAAGAGGAUGAGGAACCAAGAGGGAACCGCCGUGAUCUUCCCGUGCAGGUCGAAACGGGGGAAGAAAGCCAGGAGAAACCUGCGCCCUGCAGCCCCGCUGGAGCAUCACCGGAGGGCCAUUUGCACACCGGCUCGUCGGAUGAAGGCAGGCACACGCGGGAUUGUUCGCCUCUUCAAUACGUGUACGCGCAUGAAAAGGACUGCCAAGUGCACGUGGACGAGAAGCUCGAGUUGUCGAGCAGUCCCUGCAGAUCAAACGGUGCUUACCAAGAUCAUCGAAUCAUAAAAUCAAAUCAGGAACAAAAGGACAACCAAGCUGAAGGAGCUUUACGCAUUGACAUCAGCGUACAAGAACAAAAUCUGGAGAACAUGGCAAAAGAGGAGUUGCAGAAGCAACUUGUGGAGCAGAUGCAGCUCAGGAAAAAGCUAGAGAGAGAAUUCCAACAUCUAAAAGAUAAUUUUCAGGAUCAAAUGAAGCGUGAGCUGUCCUACAGAGAGGAAAUGGUCCAGCAGCUGCAGAUUGUUCGAGAAGCUCACGACACCCUACAUCAUUUCUCCUGCAAGAUGCUGACCCCUCGCCAGUGUACUGGAGCCUGCACCUUUAAACCUCCUCUGCUGCCUCCUUAA